This is a messenger RNA of Labeo rohita (rohu), 2981 nucleotides long. RefSeq names its product autophagy related 4D, cysteine peptidase a (gene atg4da). Bases 345 to 1811 code for a protein of 488 amino acids. Lineage: Eukaryota; Metazoa; Chordata; Actinopteri; Cypriniformes; Cyprinidae. The record is from RefSeq and is a predicted model, not a curated record. The transcript has 11 exons. Gene Ontology annotation, molecular function: protein-phosphatidylethanolamide deconjugating activity.
AACAGGAAGUGGCUGCGUACUGGUUUAAUCGCUCGCUGUUUUAUACACUAUUCGUCUCAGCUGACAGUUGGAGAUCCGCGCAAGAUUGUAAAGACGGAGAAACUCAUGACUACAGCUUUAGUCGCUACUCGUCGAGAUGACGGCGCCUGAAGAGGCCUGAGCUCGGUCUCACACAACGGUCGUCCUUGCCAGACAUCCAGACAAGCGGUCGAGCAGCUCGCUACUGGACACCGCUGCCUAUUUAUAGCAGAAGUACAGUAGGAAAAUAUCCGGAACAUCAAACAUGCCGGGUCUAACGUGAAGGCUGAAGUUCUUCUGUAAUGCUGAUGUAUUCAGCCUAAACCAUGAACUCGGUGUCGCCCAGCGCCGUUCAGUACAUAGUGGCCGGCGGCGCUCAUGAGGACAAGCCCUCAGCGCAGUCCAGACGCCACAACGGCCACGGUUCAGUGCCUGACGGCAUCAGAGAAGGCUCUGGAGAGCCCGAUGAAGUGGAUCGCCUGAAAGCCAAGUUCAUGUCCGCCUGGAACAACGUCAAAUAUGGCUGGACCGUUAAAUCUAAAACUACCUUCAACAAAACCUCCCCUCUGAUUCUCCUCGGUCAGUCCUAUCUGUUUAAUAGUGAAGAUGAGGUGGAUCGCUUCCGGCAGGCGUUCGUGUCGUGCGUGUGGCUCACCUAUAGGAGGGAGUUUCCUCAGUUGGAGGGAUCCAGCCUGACCACAGACUGUGGCUGGGGCUGCAUGCUUCGCAGUGGACAGAUGCUGCUGGCACAGGGUUUACUACAGCACCUCAUGCCUCCAGACUGGAGGUGGGCGGACUGUCAUCCGCUGACAGACGUUGAUUUUGAGGUGCUGAAGCCUCGCUCGCCCUCCCGUCCGGCUGGCAUGUCCCUUCCCUCUUUCAGUUCUUCCUGGACCAGCCCCAUUUCCCAGAGAGACCCGAGCUCUGGCAGCAGUGAGGGUCACAGGCGGACCCCAGCCCGGUGUCCUGCAGCCAGCCAUGAGCCUCAGGUGGAGGCGUUGCACCGAAAGUUGGUGUCUUGGUUUGGGGACCAUCCCUCAGCUCCUUUUGGCGUCCACCAGCUGGUAGAGCUGGGAAAGGAGUCGGGGAAGAGGGCGGGGGACUGGUACGGCCCGUCCGUAGUGGCACACAUGCUGAGAAAAGCAGUGGCUAGAACUGCUGAGUUUCACAACCUGGCUGUGUACGUGGCACAGGACUGCACGGUGUAUAAGGGAGAUGUUAUGAGGUUGUGUGAGCUGCCUGAGUCCAGUGAAACUGGCUGGAAAUCAGUCAUCAUUCUAGUGCCAGUUCGGCUCGGAGGAGAAUCGCUAAACCCCUCCUACAUUGAGUGUGUUAAGAACAUUCUCAAGCUAAAGUGCUGUAUAGGAAUUAUUGGAGGAAAACCCAAGCAUUCCCUGUUUUUUAUUGGCUUUCAAGACGAGCAGCUAUUGUAUCUAGACCCACACUACUGUCAGCCAGUAGUGGACGUCACCCAAGGCAACUUCUCUCUGGAGUCUUUUCACUGUAACUCGCCCAGGAAGAUGAACAUUAGUCGUAUGGAUCCCAGCUGCACCAUCGGGUUCUACGCGCAGACUAAGAAAGACUUUGAGUCUUUGUGCUCAGCGGUCAGCGAAGCUUUGUCAUCCUCUAAAGAGAAGUAUCCCAUCUUCACAUUUGUAGAGGGCAGGGGACAGAACUAUGGACUGGAGGGGCAGAGCGGAGGGUCAAUGGACGGUCCUGCAAACAUUUUCUCAUGCAACAGAAUGAGCAGGAACAAUAAGAGAGGAAGCACAGAUGAGUUUGUGCUCCUGUGAGGAGCGUAUCGCAUGUAAGACAGGCCCCACACCAGUGAUUCUGCACUCAUCGUCAUAAAACUGCUGUUCCUCACACCUGUGCACUGCAAAAUAACACUGAGAUUGUCGAGAAAACCUGUUGAAGUUAUAUUUUACCCCAAAACCAGUGGAAAACUAAACUAUUAUGUUUUGCAUUAAGCACAUUUUCCUCAAAUGUUUUCUUAACAUAAUGCCAAAAAACCCUGGUUCUCCAUAUUGCAAUGUAAAAAAAAAUAAACAAAUUGUUACAUUACAGUUUGAACAUGUUUUUGCAUUACAUUAAUGAGAAUUUUGAGAGGGAAUGUGCUUAAUUAUCAAUGUGAAAAUUAAAGAAUUCCACUUCCAGAACAAAAAUGUACAGAUAAUGUACUCACCCCCUUUUCAUCCAAGGUGUUCAUGUCUUUCUUUCUUCAGUCGUAAAGGAAUUAUGUUUUUUGAGAAAAACGUUUUAUAUUUUUCUCCAUAUAAUGGACUGAAAUGGUGCCCCGAGUUUGAACUUCCAAAAGCGACUUCAUACGAUCCGAAAUGCGGCUGUAAAUGAUCCCAGGAUUGAGCCAAGGAAGAAGGGUCUUAUCUAGCAAAAUGAUUGGUUAUUUUCAUUAAAAAAAUACAAUUUAAAUACUUUUUAAUCUCAAACCCUCGUCUUGUCUCUCUGCCUCAACUCUGUGUAUUCUGGUUCAAGACAGUUAGGGUAUGUUGAAAAACUCUGAUCGUAUUUUCUCCCUCAACUUCAAAAAUGAUUUCAAAAUCAUCCUACAUCGCUGCAGAAGGACCGACCCAGUCUUUGCAAAGUGAACAUGCAAAGAAGAUCAAACACCCUUAACAAAAAAGGUAAAACAGUGAUAUAGGACGAUUUUGAAGUUGAGGGAGAACAUGAGAUGGGAGAUGGGAUUUUUCGACAUACCCUAACUGUCAUGAACCGGAACAAAAACAGAGUUCAGGCAAGAGGCAAGAAACAAGAUGAGCUUUUGACAUUAAAACGUAUAUAAAUUGUAUUAUUUUAAUGAAAAUAACCGAUCGUUUCGCUAGAAAAGACCCUUCCUCGGCUCGUUCCUGGGAUCAUUUACAUUUUAACUACUCCUAAUUUUGGAAGUUCAAACUCAGGGCACCAUAUCAGUCUACUAUAUGGAGAAAAUUUCCUCAAAAAACAAU